Messenger RNA from Synchiropus splendidus (mandarinfish), 2349 nucleotides. RefSeq names its product cryptochrome circadian regulator 2 (gene cry2). Gene Ontology annotation, biological process: circadian regulation of gene expression; entrainment of circadian clock by photoperiod; negative regulation of DNA-templated transcription. Gene Ontology annotation, cellular component: nucleus; cytoplasm. The coding region runs from base 134 to 2125 and encodes 663 amino acids. NCBI's taxonomy places the organism in Eukaryota, Metazoa, Chordata, Actinopteri, Syngnathiformes, Callionymidae. The record is from RefSeq and is a predicted model, not a curated record. Gene Ontology annotation, molecular function: FAD binding; DNA binding. The transcript has 13 exons.
CCCCCUCCUCAGCCCCAGCACUUUGACAGGCAGCAAACUUUCUCCGUCUGCGGCUGUUGGCGCUGCGGAUCCGGACUGGUGCUCGACGCUUCUGGAGGAUUGCGGUGCUCCCGGGAUGGAUUAAGAAGCCGCCAUGGUGGUGAAUUCCGUCCACUGGUUCCGCAAAGGUCUGCGCCUGCACGACAACCCGGCGCUGCAGGAGGCCCUGAGCGGAGCCGACACGGUGCGCUGUGUUUACAUCCUGGACCCGUGGUUCGCUGGAGCCGCCAACGUUGGGAUCAACCGAUGGAGGUUUCUGCUGGAGGCCCUGGAGGACCUGGACUGCAGCCUGAAGAAGCUCAACUCCAGAUUGUUUGUUGUCCGAGGACAGCCCACAGAUGUUUUCCCCCGACUUUUCAAGGAGUGGAAAAUGACCCGCUUGACCUUCGAGUAUGACCCGGAGCCGUAUGGCAAGGAACGCGACAACGCCAUUAUCAAGAUGGCUCAGGAGUUUGGAGUGGAGACCAUCGUCCGCAACUCCCACACACUCUACAACCUGGAUCGGAUCAUAGAGACCAACAACAACAGUCCGCCUCUGACCUUUAAGCGCUUCCAGACCAUCGUGAGCCGGUUGGAGUUGCCCCGGAGACCACUGCCCACCAUCACUCAGCUGCAGAUGGACAAAUGUCGCACAAAGAUCGCUGACAAUCACGAACAGCUCUACAGCAUCCCGUCGCUGGAGGAGCUAGGUUUCAGAAUGGAAGGUUUGUCCCCGGCUGUGUGGCAUGGAGGCGAGUCAGAGGCUCUGGACCGACUCAACAAACACCUGGACAAAAAGGUCUGGGUCGCCAACAUCGAGCAUCCCCGGGUCAACAGGUGCUCUCUGUACGCCAGUCCCACCGGCCUCAGUCCGUACCUGCGCUUCGGCUGUCUGUCCUGCAGAGUCCUGUACUACAACCUGAGGGAACUGUACAUGAAGCUGCGCAAACGCAACAGCCCCCCUCUGUCCCUGUUCGGGCAGCUCUUGUGGAGGGAGUUCUUCUACACUGCUGCCACCAACAAUCCAAACUUCGACCGCAUGGAGGGAAACCCCAUCUGCGUCCAGAUCCCGUGGGAUCAGAACCCUGAAGCACUGGCCAAAUGGGCUGAGGGACGGACCGGGUUCCCCUGGAUCGAUGCCAUCAUGACCCAGCUGAGACAGGAGGGAUGGAUCCACCACCUGGCCCGGCAUGCUGUGGCCUGCUUCCUCACCCGGGGCGACCUCUGGAUCAGCUGGGAGAGCGGCAUGAAGGUGUUCGAGGAGCUGCUGCUGGACGCCGACUGGAGCGUGAACGCAGGCAGCUGGAUGUGGCUGUCCUGCAGCGCCUUCUUCCAGCAGUUCUUCCACUGCUACUGUCCCGUGGGCUUCGGCAGGAGGACGGACCCCACGGGAGAUUACAUCAGACGCUACGUGCCCGUCCUCAGGGACUUCCCCAACCGCUACAUCUACGAGCCCUGGAACGCCCCCGAGUCUGUGCAGAAGUCGGCCAACUGCGUGGUGGGAGUGGACUACCCCAAACCCAUGAUCAACCACGCGGAGGGCAGCCGGCUCAACAUCGAGCGGAUGAAGCAGGUCUACCAACAGCUGUCCCACUACAGAGGACUCAGUUUGCUGGCGUCGGUGCCCACCAUCCAGGAGGAGGCAGAACCUCCCAUGACCGACGAGUCGCAGACCAGCAGUGGACCAGACUCUCCCCGGAGGGAUCUGGCCGAAGAAGCGGGCGGCUCCUUCACACCUCCGGAUUCUUCCACCAGCGCUCUUCAUCCGGAGCAGGAGAUGCAGCAGAGCCCCGUCGUGGGCUCGCACCCGCAGCUCCCUGGACCUGUCACCUCCACCUCACCCAGCCUCUCCAAACCCUCGUCCCCCUCCUUGUCCUGCCACAGCAUGUGUGUGUCCCCCAGCUCCUCCUCCUCCUCCUCGUCCCUGGGCCAGAGGAGGAAGGGCUUCACCCGGAAGGUGCGACGCAGCCACAGGCCGCGAGGACGACAGAGCGGCACCGUAGCAGCCAGAGAGGAGGAGAAGACGGAGGUGAUGGAGGAGGAGGAGGAGGAGGAGGACAGGGAUCUGGAGGAGAGGAUGGAAGAGGAGACAGGCCUUGAGCACUGACCACAGAAUCAGCCCUCAUUUGAGAAGGGUGGGCCGAGACUCUGGACCCACGAGUGGUGGACUGGUCUGCAGCUGCAGGGACGUGUUUGAGGCUUCUCUGUGAGACAUGGGGCUCCACAGGGUCACGCACGCACACACACACACUCUGCCGAUGCCAGCGACCAAGCACCAAGACUGUUCGUCCGUCGCACCUCCAGAUUCUACCCAGUCAGCCGUGACAUUAU